Cololabis saira (Pacific saury) is the source of this 1893-nucleotide messenger RNA. RefSeq names its product growth arrest-specific 1b (gene gas1b). Gene Ontology annotation, biological process: regulation of cell cycle. Bases 345 to 1115 code for a protein of 256 amino acids. The record is from RefSeq and is a predicted model, not a curated record. NCBI's taxonomy places the organism in Eukaryota, Metazoa, Chordata, Actinopteri, Beloniformes, Belonidae. The transcript has a single exon.
GCUGGAUGUGGGAGAGCAGACGGACUGCAUGAGUGACUCUGCCAAUAAGGUUCUCCUGAGAAGUUCGGAAGGAAGAAUACGUGUUUCGAGCCUUCUUGCUGAAGUCCACCUCCGCUUUCUUUUGAUUCACCUCCAACUGACUGGAGCUUUGUUUCCACUGUGAAACUUUUUUAAGAUCUCAUCAUGAUUUUCUCCUUGUGGCCAUCCUCGGUGCGCAGUUGCGCACGGCAUUGUGGCUCUUCGUCGACUUUAAAUUUGUGACGUGAUGGGAAACCACCGAGGAGGGACUCUGUCGUGAUGGAACGAGUUUAUAAAGGCAAAUAUUCUCUUCAUUCUUGGAUGAAAUGACAAGUCGUGCCAUAUUGAUGGAGCGGGCGGUGUUUUUGAUAUGCUGUGUGUUGAUUCUGAUCAUCGGUAUCUGUCUUGGAUCUCCGAACCACAACCAUCGGCUGGUGUGUUGGAAAGCCAUCCUCAAGUGCCACGGUGAGUCGGAGUGUCGUUACGCAUAUGAUCAGUACCUCUAUGCCUGCGCAUCUGUCAUCAGCGGGUCGCGGAAGAAGUGUCCCAGUCACUGCAUAUCGUCUCUGAUUCAGCUCAACCUGACCCGGACCGGCCCGGCUCUGGAGGACUGCGACUGCGCCCUGGACCCGGUCUGCAGGGCCACCAAACAAGCCAUCGAGCCGUGCCUGCCGCGCACCAGCACCAUGGGCUGCACCGAGGCUCGGCUGCAGUGCGAGAUGGACCAGGCUUGCAGCUCGGCCAUGAAGGACUAUCUGUUUCACUGUAGGAAACUUUUUGGUGGGCAAAGGUGCUCGGAUAGUUGCCGCAGGAUGAUCGCCAACAUGCGCUCCAUCCCCAAAGCGCAGCAGCUCGACUCGUGCGUGUGUGAUGGCACGGAAAGAAACAUUUGCGAGUAUAUCAAACUGAGCAUGAAAACUCUGUGCUCUGACUCCAGAGACAGGUUCGCUGGAAGCGGAUUUUCAGACGCCGAGGAGGAGUCAGAGGACGAUUACAUCGACCAGGAGGAUUAUCAAUCUGUGGAAGGUUCCAGCGGCUCUCCGACUUGUCAGACACUAUUGAACAUCCUGAUUCUGGUCUUUGUCAAAUUUAUCUGAGGAUCUUGUUUGAAAGAAAUCAAUUUUCUUAAAUGACUCAAAGAAGCAAACACGUUUAAGCUGUGGAUGAGAGCUGUUAUACUUAACUUCAGUGUUGAAAUGAGCUGUUUAAGUGUAUUUUAUUAUAUAAAAUCAUGUCUUGAAAAUAUUUUUAUAUGAUUUUAUGAGUAAAAAAGGUGAGCUCCAACAUUAUGUCCAUAGAGGAAGAUCAUGUAAGUGCCUAAAGCCCUUUCACAUGAUGUGAAAGCCCCCAUACCCCUUUCAUGUAAAACCAAAGUUGAUGUAAACCACUUGAAUGUGUUGGAACCCCAAGGCAGAUCUCGCAUCUGUAAAUAAAAGCUCUUACAUGGAAACGCAGUUGUCCUCGUAAACCAUGGGUGUUAGCAUGAGGUUCAAAGUGUUCUUUCCUGAAAUCCUGAAAAAUGGUCAAACAGAGCAGCAAGACAGCUUAACUCCUCCUUUUUGGGCCGUUUGCAGCACAAAUAGAGCCAAGAAACAUUAAUUAAUUUGUUUUUCCCCACUGUUUGUUGUCCAUAAAGACAUGUCCUGCUUAAGGGGGGAAAAAUAGUGAAUGAUUGCAGAUAUUAUGUUUCUCAAAUGACCAAAAACACAUGUAUGUUAAAUGAUAUGAUGUUUAAAAUGAUUAUUUGUUUCAUUUUAGUUCACGGAUCUUCAUCAGUUCCUUCUUGUCUUACUUUGUCUUCUGUGAAGAUUUUACUACAUUUUGAUAUUCGUGAGCACAGUUCUGCAGCAUUCUUGGAAAUUUGUCUGUUUAGUA